Molecule: messenger RNA, 801 nt
Organism: Trachymyrmex septentrionalis
Lineage: Eukaryota; Metazoa; Arthropoda; Insecta; Hymenoptera; Formicidae
Exons: 3
Coding region: 1-801 (266 amino acids)
Source: RefSeq, a predicted model, not a curated record
AUGAGAUCACGCGACCGCAGUAUUCGUGGGAAUUAUAUGGAGAAUAACGACAACAAACCAAAAACAAACCUUGAACAAGUCCUCCAGGGCGUGGCUUCCCUAGGAAGCGGACGAUUAGAGGAAAAUAAUACAGCGAAGGCGCGUCUAACCAAGACCCGUCCUCGUUUCAGCGGCGCCACCAACCGCCGUUACAAAAGGGAGAAGGCUGCAGCAGCCCAAACUCCAACUCCCUCAAGCGUAAAACUCAAGGUCGUCGACCGAGAGUCGUUUGCUCAGGCGACAAAGGGGACUAUCAGGAUGGCCCUCGUAGUGAACGGUUAUUCUGAAAACAAGCUAGGUUCCAGUGAGGUAAACGAGAUCAGGAAAUUGAUCACGCAGCGUAUUCUCGAUCUUUCCGAAAAUGGACUAUACGCCAACCAACAAUCGGUGGAUUGGCUAAAAAACCAAUCCACCGAAUUUAAUAUAGGUGGACAUAGUUUGCAUAUGCUGCCGGCCGGGAAGUUUCCCAAGCGACCCCGGGUGGUGGUACAUGUAGAAGAGUCUGAUUUGGUGGCUGUCGGAGAAGCUAUUAAACUUUUCGACAGGCAAAACGCGGAUCUGAGUGCCAAGGAAUGGAUCGUUAUGAGAACGAAAGCAAACGCCAAGAGCGUCCACUUCGCUGCCAUGAUCGACGGCGCUUUCCUAAAGGCUCUCAAGACCUGCGGCUUUAAACCCUCUUGUGGGCUAGGUCGAGCAACUGUAAAGUUGCUCGAUAAUAAACACAAGGGGGAGAUGACUCCAAGGACGAAGGAGACCGCUUAG